Molecule: messenger RNA, 2307 nt
Organism: Suricata suricatta (meerkat)
Lineage: Eukaryota; Metazoa; Chordata; Mammalia; Carnivora; Herpestidae
Gene: DNAI7
Product: cancer susceptibility 1
Exons: 13
Coding region: 33-2060 (675 amino acids)
Cellular component (GO): axoneme
Molecular function (GO): beta-tubulin binding; microtubule binding
Source: RefSeq, a predicted model, not a curated record
AGGAAGCCCGUGUGAAACAUGAAAAAGAAGAAAUGGAAAGACUUGAAAGACAACGGAUUGACAGAGAAAAAUGGCAACAACUUGAAGCAAAAGAUCUAGAAAGGAGGAAUGAAGAACUUGAAGAGCUUUAUUUAUUAGAGGGGUGUUUUCCUGAAGCAGAGAAGUUGAAACAAGAUACUAGAUGGCUUUCUCAGUGGAAUCACUACAUUCAAUGUGAUGGGAGUCCUGAUCCUUCAAUAGCCCCAGAAAUUAACACUUUCAUUAGUUUGUGGAAAGAGGAAACAAAUGAGACUUUAGAGGACGUGAUUGCAAAGAGUAAACUAGUGCUAAAUUUAAUUGAGAAAUUGAGAUUACUUUUAUUGCAAAUGCCAUCAUACGGCCUGGAAGAUAAAACUAUAAAACAAUACCAAGGAUCAAUUCUAGAACUGCAGGAGCUCCUUCAUCUUAAGUUUAACACAGCCACAGAAAUACUUCUCAGACAAGCUAGUACAUUAGUAGAUCUGGACAGUGGAAAUAUGGAAAAAGUCAUUCAAGAUGAAAAUGUUACUCUGUAUGUGUGGGCAAACCUCAAGAAGAAUCCAAGGUACAGAAGUGUCAGAUUCUCUGAAACACAAAUUGGAUUUGAAAUUCCAAGGAUUUUAGCAACAAGUAACGUUGCUGUACGACUCCUGCAUACUCACUAUGACCAUGUCACACCACUGCGCCCUGUUUCAACAUCAUUACAAGGACGAACUGCCACAGUAACCGACUUUGUCCAAGAUAAAGUUAAGAAUGUAGAAGCAGAAAUCAGCAAAGAGCUCCAAGAAGAGUACAAACCUCUGGAAUGUGAGUCUGUAUCACUCCGUGAGGAAGGAACAGCAGUUGAGGAAGGUGAUACUGCAGUACAAAUGAGCUCUGUCCAGGAAGAAUCUAAAGCCACAAAAUGUGAACUGGAGAUGAAAUUAUUAAGUGAGACCGUUUUAGCAGCACAGUUGUUGCUGAUAGAGAAUGCUAAUGACAAGCCAAGUUUCUUUGGAGACAAUGAGGUUGAUUUAUGCCAAUUCACAGCCCUGGGUGGAGUGUACCACUUGGAUAUUUUCGAGCUUCCACCGCAGUGUAAACCAAUGAAAGGCUGGAUGAUUGUGGAAAUACUCAAAGAAGGACUGCAGAAAUAUAUAUAUCCUCCAGAAAGUACAGAAGAUUUUGAAACAGAAAAUGCUUUCCCACCCAUCGAGGUCACGCUUGAGGUUCAGGAGAAUGUAAUCUUUUUUGAGGAUCCUAUGGUUGCAAGGUGGGAUGCUGAAGGUGAACAGUGGCAGACUGAUGGCAUCAGCAACGUCUCUUACAAAUCAGAAGAAAGACUUAUAACAUUCAGCCUAGAAACUUUUGGCCCUGUUACCUUGAUUCAAGAUGCUCAUAUUAACAUGCCAUUCCAGUCAUGGGAACUAAGACCACUUGAUGUGAAUAAAGUACUUUUGACUGUGACUACAGUAUUUACUGAGAUUGAAAUACAAAUUAAGGAAGACCUCUGCAUGUUAGCAUCAAUCAAACUAGAUAACAAAAAGCAUUCCCCUGUUUUGGAAGGAAGAUGGAUGACUCCUAUUUGUUUUAUUCUUGCUUUGAAAGAAACUGGAUUGAAUAUCUUUCCUACUAGACACUCUCAUUUUUAUGUUGUUAUAAAUAAUAAGGAUCCCUUGGUAGAACUGAAAGCUUAUCGACAGCUGGCCCUGCUAAGUUCUGCUUUUGCAUUUGGUUGGAGCAAGUGGAAUGUAGUCUGUGGCUCGAAUAAAGUGAUAGUUCAGCUGAGGGAACACCUUACUGAAGAAGAGCCUGUUCCGGAUCCUGAUUGGACCCUUUUAAUGUUUAAUGGUGACAGAGCACAGAGGCUCAACAUCAACGAAAACAGUGAAACAUUCUCGGAAGCCCUUAAAGAAGAAACUGAGUUUCAUUCUAAUCUAUAUCACAUGGUUAAGGAUUUUGCUUCCAAAGACGCAAUGGAGAGAAUCAGGAGCUCCAGAUGCCAGUUUAUUGACUCUGUAUGCCACAUGCUCCUCUCGACUAGAUUACUCAGCUAUUCGUAAUCCCCACCGAUACAUUUUGUUCAGUGUGAAGAAUCAAGGAACUUGGAGGAAAUAUCAAGUUAUUUCUUCAGUAAAAUGUAAUGAGUGAAUCUAUUUCAAGUAGUUUCUUAAGUCUAGUAAACAUUUUAUACUCACAUUUUAAAAAGUGGGGUUUUCCCCCAUUAAUAUGUAGCCUACUGAGACUUUCAAUUUUCACUGUGUGAAGAUUUGAAUGGUUCUUUAUUUCAAUAAAUUUUAACAAACAAUA